Cricetulus griseus (Chinese hamster) is the source of this 3141-nucleotide messenger RNA. The record is from RefSeq and is a predicted model, not a curated record. NCBI's taxonomy places the organism in Eukaryota, Metazoa, Chordata, Mammalia, Rodentia, Cricetidae.
AUGGAAGAUGGAGGAGUGAGCGGUGCUGCAGAGCUGGGCAGCGAAGGCACUGGAGACACUGUCGCUAGAAGCUUCGAGAUGCCAGCAGUGAGUGACAUGGGGAGGGGUGAGGAGCCCAGCCUCCCUUCUAGGGUCCCCGGGCGGAAGGAGCACUGUCCUCUCUUCGCAGAACCGCAGCACCGUUUGGGCGUCCAGACAAGUUCUUGGCGGCGGGCGAGAACAUCUUUUUAUUGCACACAGAAAAACAAAAACCCUCUGCAGUCUGUUAAGGAGGACACUGGAACUGGCAGGACCCGAGGUGCUUUCUGGCUUCAGUCGCUUGUUACUGAUGCAUCCCAUGGCAAAGGAUUUCACACAAUAGAAGAGUAUCUCCAGCAGAAAGAGAGCCAUGUGCCUCAAAAAUACAACCAUCUUCUCAUACACCAUCUUGACAGAUUGAUCAACCAGGAAUUGGACAAACAUGAGUUCCAGAAUUGUUCCCUGCUGCUGAAAUGUAUCCAGAGAUUCUGCAAAGACGACCAGGGCCAAGAGGAGCCCUUGCUAAUUCAGCAGGGGCUGAUCCCAAAGAUGGUUUCCUGGUUUGAAGAGGUAACAGGAUUUCUGAUCACAAAAGACAUGGCCUCAGAUACACUGCUGACAAAUGCCGUGGGAGACUUCCUCGACACUGCCCUAAUCAUUUCCAGGCACAGCAGGGAAGGGACAAUCCAGAUGUUGGAUUCCUUCAUACUUAGUUUAGGAUUCCUGGUGACAGAAGGCACAGUAAAGGCCUCCAUUCAGCAAGAGGCUCUGAGCACUUUGAACAGCAUUUUGGAUGCAGCCCCCCGAGAAGAGAGAAGAAAGCUCACUUCAUCAGAAAGCACGUGUAGACUUAUGAAAGAAUUGGCAAGGAGGAUCUUGACUGUGGGAGAUUAUAGCCAGCAGGUUGCUCUAUCAGAGGCAUUGUGUAGGAUGGCUGUUGGAACACUGAGAAAUGAGCUUGCUCUUCAGUGGUUUGAUGACAAAGUCCUGGCUGAAGCUUUCAAAGAAAUUAGGAACCGGGAAUUUGAGACGGACUGUCGGCAGUUUCUCAAUUUCCUGAAUGACAGACUUGGUGACGAGAGAAGGGUCUAUUCAUUCCCAUGCUUGACUGCUUUUGCUGAUGAUCAGGAGAUGAGAAAACCAGCAGAUGAAAAAUUAGAGGAAUUUUGGAUUGAUUUCAACCUAGGAAGUCGAAGCGUGACUUUUUACAUAGACAGCAGAGAGAGUGCUCUGUGGGAACCAGUACAGCUCUCAAAGGAGGCAGUGGUCAAGUUUAGUGCAGUGGAAAGUGAUAGGAUGAAGAUAUUAAUCAUUUACCUGAAAGAGUCGAUUAUCAUCAGCAAGAAAGAAGCAAAGAUAAUAGAAAUCCACUUCGACAGGCAACUCGGCAUAUCGCAAGCUUCAGUUCGCGCUUUGGGAGAAGAUGAACAGGUGGCUUCAUUUCAGACUCCUGUUUUGACAAAAGUCUCUCCUGAGUUUGAAAAAGAAGAUGGUAAGAUUCCUAGUAGCCACGAAAGUGAAACAGAGCAUGCAGAAGAAUCCACAAUCCUGCCAGGGUUCGUGGGUGAUGACGAUGACCUCGUGGAUGAUGACGACGACGACCGUUGCCUAAUAACUCGCAGCUUUGAUGUUCAGUCAGAGCCUGCUGUGAGUAAAAGAGGCUGGGAAAAGAUGCAAACAGAUACAGAAGACAGUUCACAUGAAAAAUCAAAACCACAAGAUCCCAAACAAGUUACUUCAAAACACAAGUAUCCUUCAGAUAUGCAAGAACCAUCAACUCAAACUCAGGCUUCUAAAUUAAAUGAUACAAAGAAAGAUUCUGCCUUUGAGGGGGACGCAGAACAAGACAGAAGGAGGCCGUUAAAUUUUAGGAAACAUUACUUCUCUGAGAGUAAUGAAGAUUCAGGUUCAAGCACCAGUGAACGAUCUUGGACCCAAGAUUACAAACGGAAAUCCCCAAGAACAUAUUCGCAGAGGAGGAAGCCAGGAAUCAGUUCUUUCAAGGUCCUGCCACUUUCCCCCAUCAGGAGUGGCAGAGUUCUUGGGGAAGACCAGGCUAAGCUAACACCAGUAUGGAAACGCAUCUCUGGGCGAAGUGAUACCACUCUUCCAAAGUUUUCUGAUGUAAAACUGCAAGGUAGUUCUGUGCUUUUAACUCCCGAGGCAUCUACACGGAAAAUAGUUGUUAAACUCUACAAUCACAGAACAAAGGCAGCCACAAAUAAGAAGCAGCAAUCAAACUUCUCAAUGAGGAAAGGUACAGGACUUGAUGGAAUUAGGCUCAGAACAGAACCCAGCUCUUCCACAAAGAAGACAUGAAGUAAUGGCCUGAAUAUGAGGGAGCUUCGAAGUCUUCAUCCACUGGGCAGUCUCUCUCCGUUAGAGCACCCAGAAUUUGAAGAAAACGUACCUCAGAUUGGGAACCGAGAGACGUUCAUGGAAAACAUUAGCUUCAAACACAAGCUAGAAAACUCAGAACACACAGAGAUACCAGAUGGAGGUGUUGCUGCCCCAAAGCAAUCAAGAUUAGAAGAUGCUCCAGGAUCCCCCGCUCUGACAGAUAUUUCUACUUCAUCCCAAGAAGAUGUGCCAGAAAAUGCAAAUAGUUCUGCUUUUAAAACAGCCUUUGAAAACUUCACUAGAGAUCUGAAAAGAAAAUUUGAGGUAUCACUCAAACAGAAAGAGAUUCCACUUUCUUCAGAGAAGGCAAAGGAAGUGCCAGGCUGCCUGAUCAGAUUUUGGAACCAGAUACACACGUGCAGACUGAACAAGCUGGAGAGGUUUCACAGGUCUGUUCUGCAGGAGCUGAGUGACAUGGAGAAGGAUCUUCAGGCUCUCAACCACCUAGAAGAGGAUGCUCUGGCAAGUCCCUUGUUUGUCCUGUCUCUGGGAACAAAGAGGACCUUUUCUAGGGGGAAAAAAAGAAGCAACGAGUGCUUAGUUGAAAUCGUUGUUCCUUUUCAGGAGUUUUGGGAGAAAGGAUCUGCUGACUUGCGAUCAUUGUGUGAUCAGCAAACGCUAAGGUACAAUAACCUGAGGAGGGAGAUGGAGUCUGUGGUGCCUUGGCCCAAGAGCUGUCCUUCAGAGUUAUGCUAUCAGCAAAUAGCCCUUAGCAGCUGCUGA